Ricinus communis (castor bean) is the source of this 3730-nucleotide messenger RNA. RefSeq names its product FT-interacting protein 3. The record is from RefSeq and is a predicted model, not a curated record. The transcript has 2 exons. The coding region runs from base 497 to 3520 and encodes 1007 amino acids. Lineage: Eukaryota; Viridiplantae; Streptophyta; Magnoliopsida; Malpighiales; Euphorbiaceae.
UAAAAAAACCGGGAAAAUUUAAGAAAUGGGAAGCUGGUGUUGCAGUCCGCAUCGGAGACAGCAGCAGCACCAAUUGCAAAGCAAAAGCAUUGUGAAUUUGCGGUGUAUAAUAUAUAAAAUAGAAAGACCCAUCAUCUCUUUAUAUUGCACGAUUCCAAGUCCAAGUCCAACUGCAUUGCAUUAAUACCGCUUCAGUUCUUCCUCCUUCGUAAUCAUAUUAGUAUUGUUUUCUCUUGCUCCCUCAUCGUAACUCGUGCCUGCCAUAACUUACACAUGCUCUCUCUCUUCUUCCUUCCCUUCUAAUAGACAGACUUUAAAAUUUAUGAUCUUUGAAUUGUAUUUUAUUUUGGAUUAGAGCUCAGCAGUCAGCAUUUCAUUUCUUCAAAAAUGGCCAUAGGAUUCAAGAUUUGUCGUUAAAUAACGAAGGUACUGUAACUAUAUUGCCGUGCUGGCCGUUUACAUUUUGUAAAAGAAGUCCACUUUUCUCUGUAUAAGCAUGAUCAACCUUAAGCUAGGGGUAGACGUGGUUAGUGCUCACAAUCUCUUGCCAAAAGAUGGGCAGGGUUCAUCCAGUGCUUUUGUGGAGCUCUAUUUUGAUGGUCAGAGGUUCCGUACCACCAUCAAAGAGAAAGACCUCAAUCCAGUUUGGAAUGAGAGUUUCUACUUCAACAUUUCUGACCCUACCAACCUCCACUAUCUUACACUUGAUGUCUAUGUCUACAAUAAUGUCAGAGCUACAAGCUCCAGAACCUUCCUUGGGAAGGUUUCCCUCACUGGGAAUUCAUUUGUACCCCAUUCUGAUGCCGUUGUCUUGCACUAUCCCCUGGAAAAGCGUGGCAUUUUCUCACGUGUACGCGGAGAACUUGGCCUAAAAGUAUAUGUCACUGAUGACCCAUCCAUAAAGUCUUCUACCCCACUUCCUGCAGUUGAGUCCUUGCCAGCUAAGGAGUCAGGUUUGAAUCAUGGUCAGGAUCACCUAGUUCCCCCUGUAUCAGUUUCUGUACCUCAGGAUAGAGUCCAGAGACAUACCUUUCAUCAUCUCCCCAACACAAAUCACCAGCAACAGCAGCACCAGCAUCAUUCUUCAGCUCCAGCAGUCACCCAUCAUGUGCCAAAGUAUGUGGCUGAUGAGAUGAAAGCUGAAGCACCACCUCCGAAGUUGGUUCGCAUGUACUCUGCAUCAGCAUCACAACCUGUUGACUAUGCACUUAAAGAGACAAGUCCUCUCCUUGGUGGGGGAAGAGUUGUCCAUGGCCGUGUGAUUCAUGGUGACAAGACUGCAAGUACUUAUGAUCUUGUCGAACGGAUGUUUUUUCUGUAUGUACGAGUAGUUAAGGCUCGUGACCUUCCUGCCAUGGAUGUUACAGGAAGUAUUGAUCCAUUCGUCGAGGUGAAAAUUGGAAACUACAAGGGAAUAACAAAGCACUUUGAGAAAAAGCAAAAUCCUGAGUGGAACCAAGUGUUUGCCUUUUCAAGAGAACGCAUGCAAGCUUCUAUAUUAGAAGUUGUAAUUAAGGAUAAGGAUCUUGUUAAAGAUGAUUUUGUAGGCAUUGUAAGGUUUGACAUCAAUGAGAUUCCAUUGCGAGUCCCGCCUGAUAGUCCUUUGGCUCCUGAGUGGUACCGGCUUGAGGAUAAGAAGGGAGAAAAGAUCAAGGGAGAGCUGAUGCUUGCUGUCUGGAUUGGCACCCAAGCAGAUGAGGCUUUUUCUGAUGCAUGGCAUUCUGAUGCAGCUAUGCCCCUAGAUAGUGUGCCUGCUGCCUCUACAAUGAUACGUUCAAAGGUCUAUCAUGCACCACGGUUGUGGUAUGUACGCGUUAAUGUUGUUGAGGCACAAGACUUGAUCCCAGCGGAGAAGAACCGUUUUCCGGAUGUGUAUGUUAAGGUGCAGAUUGGGAAUCAGGUGUUGAAGACCAAGACAUGUCAGGCUCGAAGUUUAAGUGCAUUCUGGAAUGAGGAUCUUUUAUUUGUUGCAUCUGAAACUUUUGAAGACCAUCUGGUUCUUUCGGUUGAGGAUCGCGUAGGUCCUGGCAAAGAUGAGAUAAUUGGGAGGGUCAUUAUACCACUGAGCUCUGUGGAGAAGCGUGCUGAUGAUCGGAUAAUUCAUUCCCGUUGGUUUAACCUUGAAAAGCCUGUUGCUGUGGAUGUAGAUCAGUUGAAGAAGGAGAAAUUUUCAAGCCGCAUUCAUCUUCGAGUCUGUCUAGAUGGUGGGUACCAUGUUCUUGAUGAGUCAACUCAUUACAGCAGUGAUCUCCGACCCACAGCAAAACAGCUCUGGAGGCCACCAAUUGGGUUAUUGGAACUCGGCAUCUUAAAUGCUGUAGGACUACAUCCUAUGAAAACACGAGAUGGGAGGGGCACAUCAGAUACAUACUGUGUGGCAAAAUAUGGGCACAAAUGGGUUCGAACACGCACUUUAAUUGACAACCUGCAUCCCAAAUACAAUGAGCAGUAUACCUGGGAGGUCUUUGAUCCAGCUACAGUUUUGACUGUCGGUGUAUUUGACAAUAACCAGCUUGGGGAAAAAGGUUCAAAUGGUAAGGACCAGAAGAUUGGGAAGGUUCGGAUUCGGAUCUCUACUCUUGAAACUAGCCGUGUUUAUACGCACUCUUAUCCCCUGCUGGUUCUUCAUCCUACUGGAGUCAAGAAGAUGGGGGAAUUGCAUUUGGCAAUAAGAUUUACAUGCACAUCUUUUGUCAACAUGCUUUAUCAAUAUUCAAAACCUCUGCUACCUAAAAUGCACUAUGUAAGGCCCUUUACGGUGAUGCAGCUAGACAUGCUUCGUCACCAGUCUGUCAACAUAGUGGCAUUAAGAUUAGGACGGGCGGAACCUCCAUUGCGAAAGGAGGUAGUAGAAUACAUGUCAGAUGUGGACUCUCACCUUUGGAGCAUGCGACGAAGCAAGGCAAAUUUCUUCAGGCUAAUGACCGUGUUCUCAGGAUUAUUUGCUGCCGGCAAAUGGUUUGGAGAUAUUUGCAUGUGGAGGAAUCCUAUCACUACAGUGCUUGUUCAUGUGCUCUAUCUUAUGCUUGCUUGUUUCCCUGAACUCAUUCUGCCCACAGUUUUCCUAUACAUGUUUCUGAUAGGGGUAUGGAAUUAUCGGUAUCGUCCAAGGUACCCACCCCAUAUGAACACAAAGAUCUCACAAGCUGAGACGGUGCAUCCAGAUGAGCUAGAUGAGGAAUUUGACACAUUCCCAACAAGCAGGAGCCCGGAACUAGUUCGAAUGAGGUAUGAUAGGCUACGGAGUGUGGCCGGUAGGAUUCAGACUGUUGUUGGCGAUAUAGCAACCCAAGGAGAGCGGUUUCAGUCACUGUUGAGCUGGCGAGACCCACGUGCUACUGCGAUAUUCAUUUUAUUUUGCCUUGUAGCUGCACUGGUUUUGUUUGUGACACCAUUUCAGGUGAUAGCAGCUUUGUCAGGCUUCUAUGCCAUGAGGCAUCCAAGAUUUCGCUACAGGACUCCAUCAGUGCCCAUCAACUUCUUCCGACGGCUGCCUGCUAGGACAGAUAGUAUGCUGUAAAUUGGAUAUUGGGUGCUUUAGACCGGUAUAUUAAAAUUUUGUAAGUGUUUUGCGCCUUUACCUGCAUUUUAUUUACUGUUAGUUCCCUGUGCUUCUUCUUUACUAUGUAUUGGCCAUCACAGUUGUAAUUGCUAAGAUCGACGAUGAAUAAUUUGCUUCUGGCAUAUGUGGCCACACGGAAAUAGAAUAAUAUGAUUAUGUUUUAUAAAA